UCUCGUCCAGGUUCUUCCUCACCGCUCACCCUUCAAGAAAUCCUCACCAGCACCGCAGCCAACGAUGGACAAGACUCUCGACGAGAUGAUCUCCACCCGCCCCAAGACCGCGCGCCGCACGUCGGCCGUGCGCAAAGGCGCCGCCGCGAAGGCGCAAGUACUCGGUAAGGCCGCCCCAGGCCCCGUUCAAAAAGCCCGCGCCGCCGCGGCCAACGCCAAGCCGGCCGCGCCCCUCUCGGAGAAGAUCGUCGUCUCGAACCUGCCCGCGGAUGUGAACGAGCAACAGCUCAAGGAGCUUUUUACGACGACAAUCGGUCCGCUGCGCGACGUGACACUUACCUACGACCACAACGGCCGGUCUAAGGGUGUCGCCACCAUCCUGUUCCAGCGAAAGGGCGACGGCUCGAAGGCGUACGCCCAGUACCACAACAGGCUCAUCGAUGGGAGUUAGUAUACUCUCCUUCCGCUCCUCAGAUAUUCGUCCCUUUUAGCGUGGUCUCGGGUUCGCACUUUUGGCCGUGGAUGUCGUUUUUCGGGGAGGAGCCUUGGUGCUGGAGGGAGGCGCCGUCGUCGUGCCAAUCACCAAUGUCCAAGCCGACAUCCGCCGUUGCACAGCCACUCGCACGGUCGGAAGAAACGUCUCGGGGACCCGCUUCGCCUCCAGGUGUUGCUCCUAUGGUCCUGUCCACAAGCCUCUCGGUCUGAUCAGCCGAUGCUUUCGUGCGACGCCCGGUGAUCAUCACGGGCCGGCGACGUAUACGGCGCGAACACGCCCGACGUGGUCGUUCGGAGGACAGGAAGAGUCCCAAUGGCCUUCUACGAAGCGUGACGGCGUCUUCGUCAGCGCGUUGCGAUAGCCUCGCGUGCACAGAGAAGGCCGUGGGCGGAUGCUGCGGUUGACGCGAGUCGGCUCCCGUGGCGCUCACUGCUCGACGACGACGUGCAAGCAAGAACGGCUCGCGAUGACACGUUCGCGCUCAAGACUGGGCGACCUAGCCCCGUGACGUGGCACGGCGCCGCCCUUCGUUCAUCUUCGUUUUUUCCGCAUGGUCUUCCUCAAAUCUCGAUGCCCGAAACGCACGACUAACGAACCUGUCUAUCCUCUGCUUCUUGCUUAAUCUUCGCGCCGACUUUCGACAUCCACCCUCGACUCGACUCCGACGUGCAGAGCGCCCCAUGAAGAUCGAGAUCAUCGUGGACCCCUCGCGUGUUCCGGUUACGCCGCUCGCGGCCCGUGUGGCGCCCGCGCUCGCUACCGUCGCGGCGGCUGGCGGUGCUCCUGCAGGAGCCAGGACCGCGGGUCGUGGACGUCCCGGGCGCGGACGAGGUGGUGGACGCCGCAAGAACGAGCGUCCCCAGAAGACCGUUGCCGACCUCGACGCCGAGAUGGAGGAUUACACCGCUACGGCGGCACCGGCCGCCGCUGCUGUACCUGUCACCGGCGCUUGAUGGAAUGCGAUUUCUUGCUCGUCGCUUGAAGAUUGAUUCGCUUGCCAUGUCCCCGUUCGCUAUCCUCCCUGAUAUGUUACACAUACACAUAGAGCGUCCCCUUGCCUUUCGGGGCGGCGGACGUUGAUUGCUAUACCGCCUCUCGAUGUACUGUAAAUUUCUGGUCUACUACCUGACGAGUAUCCCAU
Messenger RNA from Punctularia strigosozonata HHB-11173 SS5, 1637 nucleotides. RefSeq lists its product as uncharacterized. Lineage: Eukaryota; Fungi; Basidiomycota; Agaricomycetes; Corticiales; Punctulariaceae. Bases 65 to 451 code for a protein of 128 amino acids. Gene Ontology annotation, cellular component: nucleus. The transcript is spliced from 5 exons. Gene Ontology annotation, biological process: mRNA export from nucleus. Gene Ontology annotation, molecular function: mRNA binding. The record is from RefSeq and is a predicted model, not a curated record.